AUGAGUAGAUCAAACCAAUCAAGUAUCUCUGAAUUCCUCCUCCUGUGGCUCUCCAGGCAGCCCCAGCACCAGCAACAACUCCUCUUUGUGCUCUUCCUGUGCAUGUACCUGGCGUCAGUCCUGGGAAACCUGCUCAUCAUCCUGUCCAUAAGUACAGACUCCCGCCUGCACACCCCCAUGUACUUCUUCCUCAGCAACCUGUCCUUUGUGGACGUCUGUUUUUCCUCCACCACUGUCCCCAAGAUGCUGACCAAUCACAUACUUGGGAUUCAGUCCAUCUCCUUUUCUGGGUGCAUCACACAGCUAUAUUUUUUUGUUGUAUUUGCGGUCAUGGACAAUUUGCUUCUGUCUGUGAUGUCCUAUGACCGCUUUGUGGCUGUGUGCCACCCCUUACACUACACAACAAAGAUGACCCAUCUGCUCUGUGCUCUGAUGGUAGCUGGAUCGUGGAUCACUGCCAGUAUGCAUUCUUUAUUGCAUACCCUGAUGAUAGCUCGACUCUCGUUCUGUGCAAAUAAUGCAAUCCCCCACUUCUUCUGUGAUGUGACUCCUGUCCUGAGACUCUCCUGCUCUGACACACAUCUUAGUGAGAUGAUGAUUCUUACUGAGGGGGCUCUGAUAAUGAUGGCCCCAUUGGUUUGCAUCCUGGUUUCCUACAUUUGCAUCACCUGUGCUGUGCUGCGAGUCCCAUCCACAAAGGGAAAGUGGAAAGCCUUCUCCACCUGUGGCUCCCACCUGGCUGUGGUUUCCCUCUUCUAUGGCACCAUCAUUGCUGUGUAUUUCAACCCUUCAUCCUCCCACUCAGCUGAGAAAGACACAGUAGCUACUGUGAUGUACACAGUGGUGACCCCCAUGCUGAACCCUUUCAUCUACAGCCUGAGGAAUAAGGACAUGAAAGGGGCCCUAAGAAAAAUGAUUGGCAGGAUGACAGGUCCUAUGUGA
Messenger RNA from Chrysochloris asiatica (Cape golden mole), 942 nucleotides. Its product is annotated as olfactory receptor 1361-like. Gene Ontology annotation, biological process: G protein-coupled receptor signaling pathway. The transcript has a single exon. NCBI's taxonomy places the organism in Eukaryota, Metazoa, Chordata, Mammalia, Afrosoricida, Chrysochloridae. The record is from RefSeq and is a predicted model, not a curated record. Gene Ontology annotation, molecular function: olfactory receptor activity; G protein-coupled receptor activity. Bases 1 to 942 code for a protein of 313 amino acids. Gene Ontology annotation, cellular component: membrane.